Molecule: messenger RNA, 3429 nt
Organism: Elgaria multicarinata webbii
Lineage: Eukaryota; Metazoa; Chordata; Lepidosauria; Squamata; Anguidae
Gene: ZDHHC9
Product: zinc finger DHHC-type palmitoyltransferase 9
Exons: 10
Coding region: 193-1338 (381 amino acids)
Biological process (GO): protein targeting to membrane; peptidyl-L-cysteine S-palmitoylation
Cellular component (GO): endoplasmic reticulum; Golgi apparatus
Molecular function (GO): protein-cysteine S-palmitoyltransferase activity
Source: RefSeq, a predicted model, not a curated record
CUCGUCCCUCUCCGCGCGAGCCUGCUUUUCCUAUCGUGUGGCUUCCCAGGAAGGGUUUUCUGUGGAGCCUUCCUGGCUUCCCUCAGCUACUGGGGGCUGAGGCUGGAUCUCUGAGGAUGGUGUGUUCUGCUCAGUGGCUGGAGUGGAGACGAGCCGUUGCUCAGCUGUCCUGCCUUCUGUGAAGGUGCAGCCAUGUCUGUGAUGAUAGCGAGGAAGAAGGUGACGCGGAAAUGGGAGAAACUGCCGGGAAGGAACACAUUUUGCUGCGAUGGGCGUAUCAUGAUGGCCCGACAGAAAGGCAUCUUCUAUCUGACCCUCUUCCUUAUUGUGGGAACGUGUGCCCUCUUCUUUGCUUUUGAGUGUCGCUUCCUUGCUGUCCAUCUCUCUCCAGCCAUUCCUGUCUUUGGAGUAGUCCUUUUCCUGUUUGCGAUGGCUACGCUCUUGAGGACCAGCUUCAGUGACCCAGGGGUGAUUCCGCGAGCCCUGCCUGAUGAGGCAGCUUUCAUUGAAAUGGAGAUUGAGGCGACCAAUGGAACUGUGCCUCCGGGCCAGCGGCCGCCCCCACGCAUUAAGAACUUCCAGAUCAAUAACCAGAUAGUGAAGCUGAAGUACUGCUACACAUGCAAGAUUUUCCGUCCUCCCCGUGCCUCACAUUGCAGCAUCUGUGAUAACUGUGUGGAGCGGUUUGAUCAUCAUUGCCCCUGGGUGGGGAACUGUGUGGGGAAGAGGAACUACCGUUACUUCUACCUCUUCAUCCUUUCCUUGUCUCUUCUCACCAUCUACAUCUUCUCCUUCAACAUUGUCUACGUCGUCAUGAAAUCCCUGAAGAUUGGCUUUUUGAAUACUUUGAAAGAAACCCCAGGGACAGCCCUGGAGGUUUUGAUCUGCUUCUUCACUCUUUGGUCUGUGGUGGGUUUAACUGGUUUCCACACUUUCCUGGUGGCGCUGAACCAGACAACGAAUGAAGAUAUCAAGGGUUCUUGGACUGGGAAAAACCGUGUGCAGAAUCCCUAUAGUCAUGGCAACAUUGUGAAGAAUUGCUGUGAGGUUCUGUGUGGACCUCUGCCUCCCAGUGUGCUGGAUAGACGGGGCAUCUUGCAGCAGCAGGAGAGCACUGCCCCAGAGAGCAGUCUUGGGCCUGAGCCCAGAACACAAGAAGAAAGGAGCACAGAGGAAGCCAGUGCCCCCAAAGCCAGUGGUGCCUCGGAAGGUGGCAGUGCCCUCCAAGAGGAAAAUUUGCUCCCGGUGCCAACAUGUAAGGUGCCACAGGAAACGGUGCAGCCGCCUGCUGCAGCACCGACCGUUCCAUCCCUGGAUCACAGACAGACAACACAUUAGCCCCUGAAGUGGAUAUGGACACUGCUUUUGUUUGGCUUACUCCUUGUGAAGCUGCAAAGCGGGCGAGGGCGGGAGCAGCAGGCUGGACAGUGGCCUCGCGGUUCCCCUUUGGCUGUUUGUUCACCAGUGGUUGUGACCAGUGUCUACAAACUGAAGGAUGUCAGCACUCCCUUUCUCAUGGAGGCUGAACCCCCGUUGUGCUGCGGGGGGACUCUUGCCCUCAUGAGGCAAUUGCUGCUGACUGGGGCAGGCCUACCUCGCCUGUCUUCAGUCUCUAACACUAUUAAGUGAGUGCCUCUCCGGCCCCAGCCCCGGCAUCACUGAAGCAUGGAGCCAGUUGGGAAGAAGACGGAGCUGGGGGCAGUAUUCUCUGUACCAUCUUCCUACCUGUGAUUGCAGUAUUGUGUCUUUGGCUGAACUCGGCUGCCAGUGGAGCCAAGUUGCUAAUGGGAGCUAGGGGUUCAUAAGGAGAACCCUGCCGAAAUGUUCCCUGACAAACCGUGCCAUAUGGUACCUUGGGGCCCCCAGGUGGUUCUACAGCAUAAAAUAGCCAGCCAGGAGAGCUGAAUGUCUUUCAUGGCCCCAAGCCCCCUUCGUCUAACUAUUGGAACUCUGUGGUGCAGUAUCACUCUGUCCUCUUUCUAACCCUCUCUUCCAGAUAGUAAGUCUUUCCGAUCUCUUGAUCCCUCCUUUCCACACACCGCCAUCUUUUUGUUCUUUGCCGCAUUAGUGCUUGGAUCGGCUGUGGGAAAGUCCGACCUUCCCUUCUGACUAGCAGUUUAGUCAGGGCUGCUGCGGGGUGAGCCACAAGGGUGGCAAAGUGAUGCGGUUGCAUAAGAGGCGACGGCACAUAGUUGGGAAGCUGACCACUGCACAAGUGUAGGCAGGUUGGCGCCUGUUCUGUCAUUUCCAUAUGGCCCAUACGUCUCUUGGUGCCUGAGCUCAGUUGUCUCAGUGUGGAGCGGUGCUCUUGGUAUUCAUGCGAACUGCUCUGCCCAGACCCUUUUGUGUCUCCCAAUCCCCUCUGUAUAUAAGUGAUGGGGAGCUGCCCAAAAUAGGGCUGACGAGGAAGCCUUAUGUGCCCUGAAGGAAGAGAGGAGUGGGGUGGGGGUGACUAGUUAGCCUUCUGUGCCAUUUCAAGCUGACUCAGAGAUAAACUGCACAUAUGGCAUUAAUCUGCACCAUAUGAUUCUAUUUUGACUGGGCCAGUCAGAAAUAAAAACAGAAAAACCUUCCUUGCGUACAGAAAACUAAUGUGGGGGUAAGGGGGAGAAGACAAGCUAGAACCCUUCUGCCUGAAAGGUUUUCUUUAUGCAAGGAACUGUUGUUUUUCGGGUAUGCAUUUACAAAAAAUACUUGUUUCCACGUUCAGUUCAGCUGUCACUGAGUCAGACGUAUCCCAGGUGCAGUGGCUCACCUCUCUCUUGAGGAGGCAGCAGAGAGUUGCUAAUCUUUCCCCCCUGGUCUAAGAAGCAGCCUUUUUUCUCAGGUGUCAAGGCCAGUGAAAGAAGAGAAUGGGCAGGGAGCAGUAGUUCCUUUGUUUCCGACUACAGUUGACCUGAAUUGGAUCUGCUACAUGCCUCUGUCCCUGAUUGGCUUGGCACAAGCCGCAUCUCUGGCUCUCCCUGGGCCGUGGGAUCCUCUGACAAGACUCUUACUGUGUUUCUGGGUUGCAAAAGAACUGUAGCUAAGUUUGUGGCCUCACUGUCUCUCUCUCUGCAGGGGGAAGAUCAGUGUUCCCCUAUGGUUGACUGGGGAGGGCCGUUUCCUUUUCUAGCCUGGUGGUGUGGUGGUCUGUGUCACUUUCUUCUUCACCCACUGGGCAAUAGUGGGAGGCAAGAUCAGGCAGAAGGGCCUCUGCAGUGCUUCAUGACCCACUGCUGCUGUUUGCCCUCCUUCCUUGCGGCAAGGGCAGAGGCUGUGCCACUCUCCCCUGCUACUCACCAAAUCUCAACAGUGUUUCAGCCGUCUUAUUUGGGGUGUAUUUCUGAUGUACUGUGUCAAAUUGCUCCAGGGAGCAGGAUGGUCCUGGCUGCCUUGAGGCUUCAGUGUGCUCCUCUGAUCUCAAUGAAGGCAUUGGAAUUUGUUUGA